Molecule: messenger RNA, 667 nt
Organism: Coregonus clupeaformis (lake whitefish)
Lineage: Eukaryota; Metazoa; Chordata; Actinopteri; Salmoniformes; Salmonidae
Gene: crygm7
Product: crystallin, gamma M7
Exons: 3
Coding region: 65-592 (175 amino acids)
Biological process (GO): visual perception; lens development in camera-type eye
Molecular function (GO): structural constituent of eye lens
Source: RefSeq, a predicted model, not a curated record
UAAGCCACCUCAUUGGCCAACAGCACAGCAAGCAGAACGAGCAGCUCACCAACCAGCCGCAAAUAUGAUGGGAAAGAUAAUCUUCUACGAGGACAAGAACUUCGGUGGCCGUCACCAUGAGUGCAUGAGUGACUGCGCUGAUCUUCACUCCAUGUUCAACCGCUGCCAAUCCAUCAGGGUGGUGAGCGGUAUGUUCAUGAUCUACGAGCGCCCCAACUUCAUGGGACACCAGCACUUUCUGAGGAAGGGAGAGUACUCCGACUACAUGCGCAUGCUGGGAAUGAAUGACUGUGUCAAGUCCUGCCGCAUGAUCCCCAUGCACCGUGGUAACUUCAGGAUGAGGCUGUACGACCGUUCUGACAUGGGAGGCCAGAUGAUGGAGCUGGAUGAUGACUGCCCCAACUGCAUGGACCGUUUCCGUAUGUCCGACUUCAACUCCUGCAACGUGAUGGACGGCCACUGGCUAAUGUACGACCAGGCCAACUAUAGAGGACGCCACUACUACCUGAGGCCCGGCCAGUACCAUAGAUACAGCGACUGGGGAGGCAUGAGCUCCAAGAUUGGCUCCAUCAGGCGCAUUAUGGACCUCUAAGGAAGGAAGGGUCCUUGUAAAAUGUUUACUUUAUGCCUUGUUUCACACACUGAAUAAAAUGGUGUCAGUGCUCAA